This is a messenger RNA of Nezara viridula (southern green stink bug), 720 nucleotides long. Lineage: Eukaryota; Metazoa; Arthropoda; Insecta; Hemiptera; Pentatomidae. The record is from the annotation of a GenBank genome assembly.
AUGCAUCCCCUGCCCGUUCUAAAACCAGCCUGUUCCUCCGGAACAUACGACGUAGGCGGUAAAGCAGGCUUAAAUAGUCACGAAGGAGGGCAGAGUCGAGGCUUGGAGGAACAAUCAUCGCCCGAACAGAAGGAUGUUCGAGGACUUAGCAAUCUUACACCAGAAGAUCUAUUUUCAAUCAGUCUUAAGAACCAAACAUCUGCAUUGGGAGAUUCUAUCAAAAUAGAUCAAAAGCAAGAAAGUAAUGAUGACACAACUCAUAAAUCCGACGGUUUUAUAUUAGUCGAUAAUAUGUCCCAAGCUCCUGCAGAUGAAGUUCAUAUACCACAGCACCUUAAGAGUGAAGUACCUAGAAUCGAAGAUUUUACCAGAGUCAGUCAUGUGCAAAAAGACUAUGAUAGCAAACAUAAACCAGCCGCUUUCAUCUCAUUCGAUUCCAAGCGCGAAGUUCCAAAAGCUGAAGUUAAUAUACCAGGCAAUUCUAUGACAUCCAAUCCUGAACCUGAAUCUAUUAGAACUAGUGAUACAUAUAAAAGUAAUGCUGAUAAAACAGAGGUACCAACAUCGAUUAAUUCUGUGUCCGAUGUUCCUGAUUGUUCCUCUAAACCGAAUGUGGUCUGGAAGUUCAAUGAAUCAGUUUUCCGAAGAGAGAAAUAUGCCAAUAAGUCUUGGAAAAGGAAUGGUGCCAGGAGAUUCAAUCACUCAGAUAUUCCAGAAUAG